UUUUUUUUUUUUUUUUUUUUUGGCUCUGCCGAGAUGGCUGCCAUUUCCCAGCUCCCGUCGUUCCUGCGAUUCCUGCGCCCCUUGGAAGGCAAUGCCAAGCUGUUUUCCAAUGCUGCCGCUCUGGCGCUCGAGAAGCGCGUCCCGCUGUUUGCCAAGUUCAACGACGUGACCUACAGCGCUCCGGCCGCCAAGUGGAUUCUUUCGAUCGUGCCGCUGAUUCAAGCCUUCUCCGGCAACCCGCCAGUGGAGAAGAUCGACCUGAAGCAAUCUUCGUCCCUCUUGUUCACAGGAAUGGUCUGGGCUUACUAUGCAACCCUGAUCACGCCACAAAACGCAGGAUCGCGCGCCCUCUGCAUCUGCAACAUGGCCAUGGCGAGUGUGCACGGUUACAAUGUCGCGCGUCGUGCCCGGCAUGACCUGAACAAGCAAUAGAUAGCACUGCGUAGGAUGAUGAAAAAUGAGGGUCCUGGCGAGUUCCGUCCCUUUUGUCAUUUGAGCAACAAGAAAGCUCUCUUUGCGCACCAUCACUCCAUUUCGAAAAC
Molecule: messenger RNA, 542 nt
Organism: Capsaspora owczarzaki ATCC 30864
Lineage: Eukaryota; Filasterea; Ministeriida; Capsasporidae
Exons: 5
Coding region: 34-432 (132 amino acids)
Biological process (GO): pyruvate import into mitochondria
Cellular component (GO): mitochondrial inner membrane
Source: RefSeq, a predicted model, not a curated record